AUGUCACGGUUCCGCCGCAGGGCGCGCAACCAGGAGGGUUCAUGUAUGGUCUCCCCCGCGGGCUCGCGUUGGCUCGCGGGCGUCACGCUGGCCUGUUGCUUCGGCGGUGCUGGCGCAGUCAUUGAGGAGAGCGCCGAUGACGUCGUUUCCGUCUCCAUAGAAGACGACCUGGUCCUCGCCACUUUCUUGUUCCAGCGCGGCGUGCGCGGGUACCCGCCCGGCCACGCCAGGCACGGCGGGGCCGACGUCGGGCAGCUUCCGCAGUGGGGCCGGGGCGCCCCGACAGCCAGGGCCCAGCUCCUGGGCGUUGGGAGGCGGGCCCGGGGGGCGGCCGUGUCCGACGACUACAGCGACUACCCAGGGGAGUCUGUCGCGGACUGGAUAUCCAGGCGCCUCGGCAUCGAGGACGGCGAGCAGGCGGCGCAGGAGCCGAGCUCGCGGGGCACCGCGAGCGGCGCGGUCCAGAGCAGCGAGAGGCGCGCCCAGGGGCGCGCGCCCAAGGAGGCCGCUCGCGAGGGCUGGUCGCCCUGCAAGCUUGGCGCGGAGCUGCCGUGCUCGUUCUGGACCGAGGCCUACUCCUGCUCCACCACCUGGAGCCAGGCGUGCCCGGGGGUCGACAACCCGGCCGGCCCGCAGUAUAACGACGCCGAGAUAGGCACAGCCUGCCCGCACCAGUGUGCCGAGGCGGCCGCCAGCGCGGCGGUGCCAGGGCCGCCACCGGCGGCGGCGAGUGCCAGCGGGCAUGGCCACCUGUACCCAGCCCUGUGCAACCUGACAAAGCUGGCCUCCUGCUCGAUGUGGGCGUCGGCCUACCCCACCUGCGCGGUGACGUGGGCCGAGGCCUGCCCAGGAGUGGACAACCCAAGCGGCUCGCAGUACAAUGGCAUGACCGUGCAGCAGAGCUGCCCGCACCAGUGCGCCGAGAAGGCCGCGGCCAAGGCGUGCAUCGGCACAGAAAAUGGUGCUACCGACGCCGGCGACUACGACUGCAAGCUGGGCUACACAUUGCCCAACUACUGCGGGUUCUACGACGACAGCGACUUCACGGCCGCAGAGAUGUGCUGCGAGUGUGGCGGGGGCGGUCUCCUGGAUCACGGCCCCCGGGGCGCGACGCAGGCAGACCAGGCAGAGGAGCCAGAGGAGCACGAGGAGGCGCCGCCGCCCGCCUCCCCGCCGCCGCUGCCGCAGCAGCCCGCGCUCCCGCCGGUGCCCGCAGUGCCGGGGGUGCCCUCGGCGGCCUCCGCGGCGUUGCUGUCGAGGGCCGCGGCCGGAGACCAGAGGGUCUUGGUCUCCUCCACGGCCGCGUUUGCCGCCGGCGACAUGGUCACCAUAGAAGGUGGCGCGGCCAGCGAGACCAUGACGAUAUAUCUUGCCGAUAGCGAGCCCCUGCACCUCCAGGUCAAGGCCGGGCUGCACAGCGCGUACCCCGUGGGCUCGAUCAUCACGGAGAAGGUCCCGGCGAAGACAUAUUGGUGCCACGACCAGAUGAAGUUCGAUUGCGGAGUUUGGACCGCAUCGUUCCCCUGCACCUACUCCUACAGCUCCGUCUGCCAAGGCAGGGACUCGCCGGUUGGCUCCGCCCUCAACGGCGUCGCCCUGUCGGUGAUGUGCCCCGCCGAGUGCGGGCUGCCGAAGGCCACGACAUCGGCGACCACCACGUCCACCACGACCACCACGACCACCGCGACGGCCCUUCCCACCGGCCCUGCGACGACGGCGGGGGCCCAGCUGGGGCCGACCCAGACCUUCCCCGAGAGGGCCGUGGAGCCCGUCCCGCUGCCUUUGGUGACGCCUGAGGCGGACGCCACGGCCGCCCUCCCCCUCGCCGCCGCGCCCGAGGUGGAGGCCGGGAGCCAGGGCGUGGCCGUCGCGCCUGCGCAGUGGGCGUGGAUCAGCAACUUCCGCAUGGCGCACAGCAAGCCGCUGCCGAGCGGGGGCUAUGCGAGUCACGCCGUGUACCUGGGCACGGCCAGGUCCCACGCGGAGGCCGAACGGCUGGUGCAGGCAUCGAGCAAGGGGCCAUUCGUCUCCCUGAACUGGCGGCGCCCAGAGCCGGCGGACGACCCGACCGCGGACGGGUCGGUGUACGGCAUCACCACGCAGGAGGGCUGGCAGGGAGAGGGCGACCAGAUCCAUGACACCGCCCUCCGCGUCCAGACGGAGGAGACACCUUCCAGAGGAGGAAUCUUCCAGACGUUGUCCACCCUCUCCCGCGGGGUCGUUGCCGACAAGAGGGCCCCCGACUUCUCGACGGUGCUGGAGCUCUCCGGCGGCCAGGCUGGCCUGGAGAAGCAGCUGGAGAAGUCCGCCAUCCCCGCCGACCAGGACGAGGGCGAUGCUGCAGAGGCGCGGGGCUCCGUCCUGGACUUCGACCGCGCGGAGCGGCACCCCGUCGCCAGGUCCGAGGAGGCCGGCGAGGAGGGGGCCGCCGCCGCAGCCGGAGAGGCGGACGGCGAGGCGGCUGGUGCCGCGGAGGAGGCAGGGGAGGGCAGCGGCCAGGAGCAGGAGAGCGAGGAGGAGGCGCAGGAGAACGACUCCUCGCGCCGAGGCGCAGCCAACGCCGAAGGAAGAAAGAGCAGUGGGGAGGAGUCUGAGGCCGUGGACAAGGCGCAGGUUGGCAAGGACCAGUUGGACACUGCCUCGGAGGAGGCGGCAAUGGACGUGGCGGCCCUGGCAGAGGCCGUCAUCGUCGACGUCGACAGUGACAAGACAGUCAAGGGGGCGCCCAAGGAGAAGGCAAGUAGGACGGCCGAGGAUACGGUCGGCGAGUCGGCCGACGAGGCCGAGGGCAGUACUGACGAAGCUGCCGAUCAGAAGGCCAGGGAGGAGGCCGACGAGGGGAGCGAAGGCACGGCCGAGGAAGACUCGGAGGCCGAAGGUUCGGCCGCGGACGAGGCGGAGGAAGAGCCGAGGGCCGCAAGCCGCAGCGGCUCCAGCGAGGCCGACAGCUCGGAGGAGGCCGACGUGCAGGAUGCGAAGGAGGGGCCGGAGGCGAAGGAGGACGACCAGAAGGGCGCCGCGGAGAGCGCGCUCGCCUCCGUCUCGGACGUCGAGCGGCUCGAGGCGCAGACCGAGUUCCUCGCGGAGCAGAUCAAGGGUCUGGAUAGCAGCGUCGACCGCUUCUUCACCCGCGUCCAGAAGCGCGCCACCUACUUCAAGGACCAGGCGGUCGCCAGAAGCCGGAGGCACUGCGUCCCCGACGCCGAGAAGUUGUCGACGUUCGAGUUUGACAUCACCCACGCCAUGAACGCCACCUUCAAAGACUGGGGCGCGGUGCUCCGGGCCUUCGAUGCUUUCGGGAGGCAGCUCAGGAGCCUGGAGGGGUUCGAGGGCAGCGACCGCGCCGGCUUCCAGGAGCAGGCGUCGGAGCUGGCGGAGGAGCUUAAGCUCAUGACCCCCGAGGACUCGGAGCACUGCAGCUUCCGCGCCCUACACAAGGACGUGCUCUCCCUCGGCAGGGCGCCGCUGUCCCUCGCGUCGGUGAAGCUGACGCAGUUCAGGCAGGCCUUCCUCGGGUGCCAGGAGGUGAUCGACGCGGACCUCGACAAGUUCUUCGGGGCCCUCGAGGCCUUCGCCGGGCGGCUCUCCAGCGCCAGGGAGGCUGUCCCGGACGCCCCCGCGCGGCUGGCGAAGAGGGCGGGCGAGAUCAUCCACGGCCUCACCGACGAGGCUGUGACGCUCUCCUUCAAGAUCCACGACGCCUUCUUCCAGUUCUCGCAAGUCGUGGAGAGGGCUGUGGACGGUGCCAGGCCGACCAUGAAGCGUUGCGGCAGCUCCCACCACCGGAAGUGA
Messenger RNA from Prorocentrum cordatum, 3792 nucleotides. NCBI's taxonomy places the organism in Eukaryota, Dinophyceae, Prorocentrales, Prorocentraceae. The record is from the annotation of a GenBank genome assembly.